UUUCUGCAGGGAUUUCUGACCGGAGCCUCUCCCCCUUCCAGACGGAUUACGGCUGCGACAUGGAGAAAGGCAGCGUCUGCACCUAUCACCCUGGGGCUGUUCACUGUGUCCGGAGCGUUCAGGCCAGCCCGCGAUACGGCGCGGGGCAGCAGUGCUGCUACAGCCGGCGGGGCGUCCAGGUGCUGACGGAGGACUCCGCGGGGGGCAGCACCCCGGACCGAGGCCACGACUGGGGAGCCCCGCCCUACAAGCAGCCCCCGCGCAUCCCGGGCUUCUCCCACUGGCUCUACGACGUGCUCAGCUUCUACUCCUGCUGCCUCUGGGCCGACCGCUGCGCCGUGUAUUUGAAGCGCCGGCCCUCCAGCGGCUGCCAGCGAUACCGCCCGCCCCGAGCCGGUACGUCGGAGCCAAAGGGCUCAGGGCUCUCCCCAAACUUUGGCAGCUUUUGA
This is a messenger RNA of Notechis scutatus (mainland tiger snake), 449 nucleotides long. The record is from RefSeq and is a predicted model, not a curated record. Lineage: Eukaryota; Metazoa; Chordata; Lepidosauria; Squamata; Elapidae.